Lipotes vexillifer (Yangtze River dolphin) is the source of this 2791-nucleotide messenger RNA. RefSeq names its product leucine rich repeat containing 8 VRAC subunit C (gene LRRC8C). Lineage: Eukaryota; Metazoa; Chordata; Mammalia; Artiodactyla; Lipotidae. Gene Ontology annotation, cellular component: cytoplasm. The coding region runs from base 195 to 2606 and encodes 803 amino acids. Gene Ontology annotation, molecular function: protein binding. The record is from RefSeq and is a predicted model, not a curated record. The transcript has 3 exons.
GGCUCGGAGCCCGCGAAGAGGACUAGGAGGAAGGCGCCUCCGUGGCCGCAGCUGCGGUGCUCUGAGCGCGACGAGCCAUGAGCAGCGGCCCCGCGACCGACCCCGCUGUCGCUGGCCGCCGCUGAGCCUGGCCGGGGGACGGCUCGCCGCUCCCCAGCACCCUUUGCAGACGGCACCCUCUCGCCCAGAGAAACAUGAUUCCAGUGACAGAGUUCCGGCAGUUCUCUGAGCAGCAGCCUGCCUUCCGGGUUCUGAAGCCAUGGUGGGAUGUAUUUACCGAUUACUUGUCCGUGGCCAUGCUGAUGAUCGGUGUGUUCGGAUGCACUUUGCAGGUCAUGCAAGACAAGAUAAUCUGCCUUCCAAAAAGAGUGCAGGCUUCUCAGAACCAGUCUUCCGUUUCGAAUGUCUCUCAAGCAGUGGCCAGUACCACCCCACUGCCUCCCCCAAAACCAUCUCCCACUAACCCAGUCACUGUGGAAAUGAAAGGACUGAAGACAGAUUUGGACCUUCAGCAGUACAGCUUCAUUAACCAGAUGUGCUAUGAGCGAGCGCUCCACUGGUACGCCAAGUAUUUCCCUUACCUUGUCCUCAUCCAUACCCUGGUCUUCAUGCUCUGUAGCAACUUCUGGUUCAAAUUCCCUGGUUCCAGCUCCAAAAUAGAACAUUUCAUCUCAAUCCUGGGGAAGUGUUUUGACUCUCCCUGGACCACACGGGCUUUAUCUGAAGUGUCUGGGGAGGACUCAGAAGAAAAGGACAACAGGAAGAGCAACGUGAGCAGGUCCAACACCACCCCGUCCGGUCCAGAAGGCGGCCUGGUCAAGUCUCAGUCUUUAAAGUCAAUCCCUGAGAAGUUCGUGGUUGACAAGUCCACUGCAGGGGCUCUAGAUAAGAAGGAGGGUGAGCAAGCGAAGGCUUUGUUUGAGAAGGUGAAGAAGUUCAGGCUGCACGUAGAAGAAGGUGAUAUCCUGUAUGCUAUGUAUGUUCGUCAGACUGUACUUAAGGUUAUAAAAUUCCUAAUCAUCAUCGCAUAUAAUAGCGCCCUGGUUUCCAAGGUCCAAUUUACAGUGGACUGCAAUGUUGACAUUCAGGACAUGACUGGAUAUAAAAACUUUUCUUGCAAUCACACCAUGGCACACUUGUUCUCGAAACUCUCCUUUUGCUACCUGUGCUUUGUAAGUAUCUACGGAUUGACGUGCCUUUAUACCUUAUACUGGCUGUUCUACCGUUCUCUGAGGGAGUACUCUUUUGAGUACGUCCGGCAGGAAACUGGAAUUGAUGAUAUCCCAGACGUGAAAAAUGACUUUGCUUUUAUGCUUCAUAUGAUAGAUCAGUACGACCCUCUGUAUUCCAAGAGAUUUGCAGUCUUCCUAUCUGAAGUGAGUGAAAACAAAUUAAAGCAGCUGAAUUUAAACAAUGAGUGGACUCCGGAUAAACUGAGGCAGAAGCUGCAGACGAAUGCCCAUAACCGCCUGGAAUUGCCUCUCAUCAUGCUCUCUGGCCUUCCAGACACUGUUUUUGAAAUCACAGAGUUGCAGUCUCUAAAACUUGAAAUCAUUAAGAAUGUCAUGAUACCAGCCACCAUUGCACAGCUAGACAAUCUCCAGGAGCUCUCUCUGCACCAGUGCUCAGUCAAAAUCCACAGCGCAGCGCUCUCCUUCCUGAAGGAGAACCUCAAGGUCUUGAGCGUCAAGUUUGAUGAUUUGAGGGAGCUGCCCCCCUGGAUGUAUGGCCUCCGGAACCUGGAGGAGCUCUACCUGGUUGGCUCCCUAAGUCACGAUAUUUCCAAAAAUAUCACCCUUGAGUCUCUGCGGGAUCUCAAAAGCCUUAAAAUUCUCUCUAUCAAAAGCAAUGUUUCCAAAAUCCCACAGGCAGUGGUCGAUGUUGCCAGCCAUCUCCAGAAGAUGUGCAUACACAACGAUGGCACCAAGCUGGUGAUGCUUAACAAUCUGAAAAAGAUGACCAAUCUGACAGAGCUAGAGCUGGUCCACUGUGACCUGGAGCGCAUUCCUCAUGCCGUGUUCAGCCUGCUUAGCCUCCAGGAAUUGGACCUCAAGGAAAAUAACCUGAAAUCUAUAGAAGAGAUCGUUAGCUUCCAGCACUUGAGAAAGCUGACAGUGCUAAAACUGUGGCAUAACAGCAUCACUUACAUCCCAGAGCAUAUAAAGAAACUCACCAGCCUGGAGCGCCUCUUCUUUAGUCACAAUAAAAUAGAGGUGCUGCCUUCCCACCUCUUCCUAUGCAACAAGAUCCGAUACCUGGACUUGUCCUACAAUGACAUUAGAUUUAUCCCGCCUGAGAUCGGAGUUCUACAAAGUUUACAGUAUUUUUCCAUCACUUGUAACAAAGUGGAGAGCCUUCCAGAUGAACUCUAUUUCUGUAAGAAACUCAAAACUCUGAAGAUUGGGAAAAACAGCCUAUCAGUACUUUCACCAAAAAUUGGAAAUUUACUAUUUCUCUCCUAUUUAGAUGUCAAAGGCAAUCACUUUGAAAUUCUCCCUCCCGAACUGGGCGACUGUCGGGCUCUGAAGCGAGCUGGUUUAGUUGUAGAAGAUGCUCUGUUUGAAACCCUGCCUUCUGAUGUCCGGGAGCAAAUGAAAACAGAAUAACUUAUUUUUGUUUAAAGUUUGACUGAGACAUGCUUCUACCAAAUACAGUAUAAAUAAUUAGGUAGUCUUAAUGCCUUUCCUAUUUUAUUAUUUUUUUCUUUUUCACACACAACAAAAUGUACACAAAGACUGAGUAAGGAGUAUGUAUUUUUAAUAAAAAGUUAAUUGUAUUUUUUCAAUAUUAA